This is a messenger RNA of Rhipicephalus sanguineus (brown dog tick), 13499 nucleotides long. Its product is annotated as USP6 N-terminal-like protein. The coding region runs from base 290 to 2230 and encodes 646 amino acids. The transcript has 16 exons. The record is from RefSeq and is a predicted model, not a curated record. NCBI's taxonomy places the organism in Eukaryota, Metazoa, Arthropoda, Arachnida, Ixodida, Ixodidae.
CGUCACGUGACUUCAGGAGGCGGAUGCGCCAUGGCCCGUUUGUGCAGCCCGUUCUGUCAGCCCCUUGCCGAGUUUUCGUGAACGAAAUCUGCCGCCUAAAAAAGGAUUACCAGAGCCGGCGUAUGCGACAGCGCACCAAACCGGUGGAAAAGCAGCGGCCCAGCUGUGAGUGUGGUGUGCCCCCAUGUGCCUCUGGCGGCGUUGCCGGGGAGCUGGAGCGCGGGCAUCGUUGGCCGGCAUGCGUGGACGCCCCCCUCGGGCUGCUCUCCACGGCACCGGCCAAUAAGCCAUGAGUAGUGGGAACCUGACCGAAGCGGAGAUUCUGGAGCGGGCUGCGGAGGAGCGGGCGGCCAUAGUUGCACGCUACGACCGCGGCCGAGAAAAGGAAAAUGUUGCCCAGAUCGACCCCUGGGAGGAUCCCAAGUUUGAGCUGUAUCAUGUCACCGACAAGUAUGGCUUCAUCCACAAUGAGCGGCUGCCUGACAAGUACACAGUUCACGAGGCAAAGGUUCGUGACCAGGAGAACGUGCGUCUCAACAAGUGGCGCAAGAUGCUCGAGAGUUGGGACAAGUACUACCCCAACGAGAAGUUGCGGCGACGGGUCUUUAAGGGUAUACCCAAUGCAGUUCGAGCGGAAGUGUGGCUUCGGCUACUCGACGUGGCUCGCAUCAAGGCUGAGCAGGAGGGCAAGUACUUGGAGAUGCGGGAGCGUGCACGUCUGUGGUCCCCAGACAUCCGACAGAUUGACCUGGACGUCAACAGGACGUACCGAAACCACAUCAUGUUCCGGGAGCGCUACAGUGUCAAACAGCAAGCCCUGUUCCACGUCCUAGCAGCGUACUCUGUGUACAACACGGAGGUUGGCUAUUGCCAGGGAAUGAGUCAGAUUGCUGCUCUCCUGCUCAUGUACAUGAAUGAAGAGGAUGCUUUUUGGGCCAUAUCUGUGCUUAUGACAGAUGAGAGGCAUGCUAUGCAUGGCUUCUUCAUCCAGGGUUUCCCGAAGCUUCGUCGCUUCCAGGAGCACCACGACCGAGUGUUGGGCCGGCUGCUGCCCAAGCUGAAGCGGCACCUGGACCGCUACGAGAUGCACACCUCGCUGUACACGCUCAAGUGGUUCUUCCAGUGCUUCCUGGACCGAGUGCCCUUUACGCUGACCCUGCGCCUCUGGGACGCCUACAUCCUGGACGGGGAGCCUGUGCUGACGGCCAUGUCAUACACCCUGCUGCGCCUGCAUCGCAAGACCUUGCUCCGCAUGGGCAUGGAGGAGAUGAUUGACUUCCUGCAGGCCCGCCUGGAGCAGGACUUUGGUUUCCAUGACGACGCAGCCAUGGAGGCCCUGCAGGAUGCCAUGGAAGAGCUGCGACGACAAGGGCUGGCGGUGCCCCCGGGUAGGGCACCGCCUUCAGAGCUGCCCCAGCGGCCAUUUGGGCUCGAGCUGCCCCCAUCCGCGUACCUCCCACACCGGGGAGCUGCCUCGCCUCGGAUACGCAACUCCAACAGUCGCACGCUGACCAACGGCAGCCGUGCGUCAACACCGUCGGGCCGAGCCACACCGGCUGCUGCAGAGAACGACGACGUGGUGUCGGAAGGGUGUCCUGCAACUCCCAUUGGAGGCACCAGCAGCCUUCUGCGCAAGGGGGCAUCUCCACUGGGCCGACGGGGUGGCGACACGAGUGAAGACGGUGCGAGCUCGGUAGUGGACCCGCUGAGCUCGCGCAACUCGCUAGCCGAGACAUCGCAGACGUCGGCAGCCGACCUUUCUAGCUUCUCCAGCCCAUCAGCGACGCUGCGGAGGACGCCGUCGCUCUACGACAACGUUGACUACCAGGAAAGCCUGGAGGCAGCGGCUGCAGCGGCGGCUCAGACUCCCAUCGCGUCUCCGCCUGCGGCCGGGGUCGCCUCGGCCAGGGGCGCCGCCCUGAGCCAGCAGGGGUCGCCAGAGGCCAGUGGGGAGGCGGUGCGCAUCUACGUGCCCUACCACGGUGCGGAUACGGAUGCUGCCACAGACAAGGACUCGUCCAGUAGUGUGGCAGCAGUGGCCAACGGCGAUGUUACUCCCACCAACCAGGACCCGAACAAGAUCACCAUCCACGUUGACCUCCACCACUACUGCACAGCAACAGCACCUGCGGCUGCGACGACAAGUGUGCGCUGCGACAGUGGAGAUGCCGGAACUCUGCAGCACGCUGGCAAUUCGACCUUUCACCGUGUUGCCACCACCGACCUCUAAUGGCAGCGUGGCCUCGCGUCGUUGAGACACUGCAUUCGUGGCUGCACUGAAACGGGUCGGGUGAUGGUUUGGUGCCUGCACGGAACGUGCUCACUCAAACCGACUCCUCUUCGGGGCCGUCACUCAAGUGAGCUCCAGAGAGCAGUCCAAACGGAUCGUCGGGAUGAAGGCAUGCGGUAGAGUGCAUCGGCCACUGCCACCGACUGUUCACUCCCGUGCCCGCCGCCGCUUUUGUUGCAAAAAGCGAAACUGCUCCUCUGGCACGUCAGCUGCGUGCCUAGGGAAAAAUAUUCUACUGUCACGAACGCACCAUGGUUGCGUGCAAGCCACAACUGGCAACCUUGUGUUAAUCUGUAACCCCUGUGUCGACAUCGUCCUUCGUGGUUGCAGACAGCAUGCUCAAAGCCGGUGGUGUUUGCACGCAGUCUGUGUUACAUACAAAGCGCCGCUUAAUUGAUGGACGUUGGUUGUAUGUGACAGUUGUUGCUGAACGUGUGGGUUAGCUUGCACUCAAAUUACACAUAGAGGUGGCAUUGUCAACAAUUAAUUCUGUUAGCGCAUUUGCAUUCAUAACUUGCUCAUUUUAGCUCGAAUAAGUAAACAAGUUGCUUGCAGCAAUGAAAUACAAAAAAAAUGUAAUUUUGUGAAAUGUGAGCAACAGUUAUGAUGCGAUGAUAUGAACUGUCUUGUCCGGCAUUGCGUAAAGUGUUUCGUACUUCCAAGUUAUUUGGAAGAAAACAUUUCUUUAAUGUGAGAGCAAAUAGUAAUCACCUCGUAUUUAACUGAAUACUGCCAGUACGCAAAAUUUGCGUGCAAAUGACUUGACUUUAUCUGAUGCAUACUUGCUUUUCUGGUUACUCAACAUUUGGCACAACCGUGAGAACAACUACCCUGGUUGAGCAGGGAAGUGUUCUCCGAGUCACGGACACGUGCAACUCGUGAGCAAUCCCAUGCAGGCUGGACAAGGACAUAACGAACUCAACAACGCAAGUUUGUUGCUAGAUCCCUCGUUAGUUUGCUGGUGGUCCUUGCAAUGUGUCCACCAACCAGCAGCCAAGUUGUUGGUCAGAAAGUUGCUCGUUACUUGCUGGCUUGGGUGUGGAAAUUGCAAAUCCAACCCCUGGAAUUUUUGUUGGUUGGGUCGGCUUUUCAGGUGUACACAGGUUACCUUACGGGUUGCACCGAGAUCACUCGGGCUAGAGCUGUCCGCCCUUAGUCAUCUGCGUGUUAUUUUGUUUGGGUUUCUUACUCAUAGAAAUGCAAAAUUUGCGCUGAAAUGGAAAGCAGAAAUAACAAGCAGCUGUUACUAAGAGUUGUACAACACUUGCACAUUGCUUGCAAGCAUGACUCUGUGUGCAUGGCCUGCAGCCUGAAUUUGGCCAUUUGCUACAUAUAUAUAUUUUUUAUUUCUGGUGUAGAAAAAGAGCAUUACAUAUUCCUCCCACAUUUUGAACUCAAUUGUCUGUUGCUGUGCUGGUUAUAAACCGCAAUAUUGAUCGCAUGAGGCUCGAAUUUGUUGCUCUACUCGUAAGCAACCGCUGAAAUGCAUUAUUGUUGCCACAUGCAAUACGUGUUACUGUGCAUGUAUUAAAUGGUCUAAGUGCACUCGGGCUUUUUUUAUUUGUUGGUGGUUUUCAAAUGGCGACAGUACUUUCAGGUCUGCAUCUUGGCAUAGAGUUUACUCACAGCCUACUCGACCCGUUUGGGUGUUACUGCUUGGAUGUAGAGCCUUGCGAGAACAAUGGUUGCUGGAGAGCGCAUGACUUUGUAUGGGUCCUUGGUUUUCUGUUGUCCUAAUUUUACUGAUAAGGGACUUAAAUAGUGCCAAAUUAGCCUUUCUGGGAAAUGUGUGCGAGUGCGUGCCUUUUUUUUUUAUUCACUAACUUAUGUAGGCAUCUGUGCUUGUGUGCUAGGAAUUGUUGCAUGUGACAGCCGAAUAACUUUCUUUUGUUGUAGUGUAAUGUGUAACGAAGGGUUUCUGAAUGUUAUAAUGGACAUUGCCCGAGUGGGCUCAAUAAUGUGAACAGGCCCAGUUUUACGUUCUAAACAGCGUGCCAUUGUUCUGUGCUGCCUUAUACACCUACCACGGAUGUAGGAGCCAACUGGCAUGAUCUGUGUCUUGCUGAGUGUGCAAGCACUGAGGUGUACUGCCCAAACCUCGUAGUCUCUGAAGGUCUUUUUCCGCACAUUGCUUUGACAAACGUUUGCAGUCUUUUCAUCCAGACAACUCCAAAACUAGUACAGGAAUAAAAACAGAUAUUCAACCGUGCAGUGUGCAUCUGUCCUAAGCUCAAUACCGAGUCAUUGGACUGGGCUAGUGGGUACAUUGUCAGAAUGGAUAAAAACCAGCAGGAAACGCAGGUCAUCGACGGGACAGGCUGGCACUUACAACUGAUCAAAAAGCAUACUGGAAAGGCUAACUUUACGUGCCAGCAGCCACCUUGCGAAUGCGUGGACAACCACACGUCACAAUAUACGAAAUCUUGGCUGUCGUUGCGUUUAGAAAGCUCAUCUCUUUACCAGACAGGUGCAAUGAUGUGUCGCUGAUGCACUUUUUUCCCCAUUUCUUUAUGUAGAAUUGCUUCCAAUGUUUUUUCUUUCUGGGUUUUCGCCCUCCCACAACCGAAAAAUCCUAGUGUUGUCAAACGCAGGAGUGCACCGGCACUGCCUGCAAUGUCUUGGUGGAUGAGCGCAGUCAUUCGCGGGAAGGGAGGCCUUGGGUUCCCCGAGAUGAUUAUUAAGACAACGGCCAGUUUGGCUGAUGUAUGCUUCGCAACACGAUAAAGGGACGUGAUAAACCACGUGUCUAGUUCAAAGCACGAAUUUCAAAACAUGAUUUGUGCUACACGUAGCCCUUCUUUGCGCAUGCCGGUUGAUUUGGCUGCACAGACCACUCAACUUUUGCGGGGCGUGAACACCAUGCACACGCCACAUUUGGUGCCAUAUUUGAGUUGUAAGUGCCAGACUGUCCCAUGGUUUUCUCUACACUGUGUGUUGUGUUUCCUGCUGGCUUUUAUUCAUUUUGUCCUAAGCUCCUUCUAGCAAAAAUUUGGAGCUACGAGCCAAGGCUUGGCAGGUCCUUGGCCAAGGUUGCCAGCCCUUGUUUUCCUAUCAAACCAGUUUUAGAAUACUUGGUUGAUAUGCGACAAAGAGAGAGCUGAGGCCAUUUUUACCAGCAGUUUCACAAAGCUUUGUUAGAAGCACUGUUUCCAGAAUAUUUGAGAGUCCGCUGUAAAAGUAAACGCAACGAGUGAGAAUUGUUUUUAGCGACAGUUUUGUACCUGGAAUAUCAAAGUAGUCUUUUCUUUUUUCUUUAACAUACUGCUGGUCUACCGUGGCUGGUACAGGAGUGGCUACAUAAGCAGUUUCUUUCUUUGUUUGUCAGGAUAACACCAAAUAUUCUGUAAUUAUUAGCGAUGUUGAAAAUUCACCAUGAGAAUUCAACAGGUUGGUUUUGUUUUUGGCUAAGCGUGGGAGCAUUUUGUUUGGGUAUCUCUGUGCAGCCCAAAAAUCGGGCCAGUUUGCUAAAAGCCUUGCCUGAGUCUUUCUCACAAAUCUUUAGUUUGUGUGCAAUUUAAAAAUGUACAUAUUCAGUUGUUAUUGAAAGAGAUGUCCUUUCUUUUCACACCAUCUAACAUACACUGUAGAAAUGUGGACUGUUGGGCUUGCUGGUGUGGCAUGCGUGGUUUGAAGAGCGAAAACUUGACGAUGAAACUACAUUGAUGAAAGGGAGUACAGGCAGAAAAGACGCUCGAGCAUAUGUCGCUUUGUUCCUUAACAGCUCUUUAAAGUUUCCUCAAAAAGUUCCGACCUUGUGUGGUUCUUGAAUACGCAAUAGUAGUGUUCUUGAACAUUCAUAAGUGUACCGUUGGUCAGCGCUGUUAAUUUGAUGACCUUCAGGGGUCCAAAGCACAGUGGGAAUUCUUUUUUUUUUUUCAUUGCCAAAAUAUUUCAUGUUCACCAUUGCAAAUCUGUGCUUAAGGCAUUUUGUUGGGAGCCUACUUAUUCAACCGUAUGACCCCUACUACUGAGGAUUUAUCGUCCAAGCUUUUUAAGGAACAAUUCUGGGCCGAUAUAAUCUGCCUCGCGGAACAGUAAAAAAAAAAAAUAAGCAGGGCAAUGUUGGCACCACACAGAAAUUAGGCAAUGCAAGGAAUAGGUACAGCAGGGGCUAACUCGUGAUUAGGUGGAAGUUAUUUUUGCACACUCUUUCAUGUCGAGCAGCAAAAUGUGGGGGUAUAGCAAAUAUACAUCUAACGUACCUUGUUAUGAAAGCCAACGUUUUCAACUGCAUCUGUCGCAUUGCCACCCAAAUGGAGGAGACAUACCGACGAGAUGCGGCUGUUGUAGGUGGCCGGUGCCUUCGGGAGAUUCUUUGGCAUUUACGUCACGGCCAUAGUACUUCCCUCUUUGUUUGUGAUAGAAGGAAUGUGCUAGUACAGAUUCAAAUUUUUGUCUUUUCUUCACUGGCAGUUUCAGUAGUCUUUUUUUCUUUUUUUGUACUUUUGGCACAUUUCAGUGGAUGUCAAAAUUGCUAGAGACAGUCAUUGAGCAUGUUGAUUAUUAAGCAGCACCAAGAAAAGGCACUGAAUAAUAAAAGGGUAGACUGAAGAGGCACGUACGAGUCGGCAAGUCGCCCCUACAUGCAACCUGUUAGAAUGCAUCGUGUUCUUAACUUGCCCUGGUUCUUGAAUGCCCACCUAACAGCAGUGUGUUGUGACAACACAGAUAAAUCAUUAAGGGUAGCUGUUAGAAGGUUUGGUUCGUGUCACACAGCAUUUCCAGUCGGCACGGAAGCGAAGAUCGCAGAAGGGCACGGAUGAAGGUAGGGCACUGCAGUUGAAACGCAACUGGGCAUGACAGUUUUUUGAUGGCCUUUACUUGAGAAAAGGGGGCGUUCCAUCUUGGUGUGUUGCUUUGAAAAAUAAUUGCAGGAAGUGCAUAACCAGGAAAAGCAUGCCUCGCCCAGUAACCAAACGGCAGUGUACUUUCAAUAGGACGUCGUGCUUUCAGAGAUGCGCUUUUCAGUAAAUAUUGAUGAUGUGAUUAAUGGCUGUGAGAAUGUGAGCUUAGGGAAAACAUGGCCAUUGUCGACUAGUCACUGCCCACUGUCUUCUCAUCGCAUGCCAUAUUUACUUACGGGUGACAUAGACAUCUGGUUUAUAAGAAACCUGUUUUCAGGUACAUUACUGGAGCACUAGGCAGCCUAAAAAUGUUCAAUUAAAAUAUGUUUGAACUGCCUCGAUAGCUACUAUCUCGGUGCACACGAGAGCCUUCGGAGUUUGGCUUUUUGGUUGUCGAGCGCUUGCGAGGGAACAGCACGAGAAUGUGACGUAACACCUUGGUGUGUUGUAUUUGUUUAUUAUUUAUUUUGCAAUACUCUUAGGGCCAUGCAGCAUUAGAGAGUAAAAAUUAGCCCAGUGAGUUAUUUCAGUGGCAUAGGGAUACUUCCGAUCAUUUAAUCUGAGCUCCAUACAAGUGAAUCCUGUUCGUGAGAAUGGCUGGUUUUGUUACGACUGCCAGGGUUUUCGUGUCGGUUACUCUGUGUGCGUGUUGCAUCGCCGAGCCCCACCGAUAUCCUAAUGAGUAAAUUGAGACAGGAGUGAGAAAUGUGCAUCGUGUUCUUUAGUAUGUACUUAAUAUUGAGUCUGCCUUGAGGCACGAUUGAUAGUUGUAGUCCGCCGCACCUUGGCCCAUUAUUUAUUGGUGAAUACCGCAGCUUGCUUGUCUGUCAAUUGCCGAGUGUGUUCUGCAGCUUCCGAUGUGUGCAUUUUCAUAUGUGGCGGUUGCACUGGCUGCAUGUAUUAGCACGGUUGCAUGAAUACCAGCCUUCUUUUUUUUUUUUUUUUGCAGCUUCCAGCCUGCAGUUGAUAGUAUCAUCCUAUUUGGAGCUGCACUGAAGAUAUAAAAACACAUUCUUUUUUUCAUUGUUAUAAUUGAUCACUAAUUGUUUAAUCUGUGGAAGAAAAGUGCUCUUGACCCUAACAUGGCCCUUCUGGGCACAAUGCUUCCACAAGUGCAUCCUCUGAUAUUCUUAAAAGUAUGGGCAAUGAGGAGAAAUUAUGGCUGAUGAAACUCAGAAUUUGCAGGCGUUUGUUUUGUAAGACAUCGUGGCAUCUUUUCAGUCUAACUACGGUAGCCGUGCACAAAAUCGGGUCACAUAAUAGCAGUCUCUCAAAAUUUUAUUAGCCACUUCGUCGGAUUGGUUUCAACAUUAUGACGAGUUUGUGCGCAGUUUCACUCUGAUGGACUGCUCCCAGUGUUUAAGCUUUUACGUCGUUGCAUGCAUGACAAUCAUGUAGAAAUUUGUUUAUUUGAAAUGUGUGCGCUAUGCACGUGAAAAUGAAAGAACAUUUUGUUUACCACAGAGUGUUUACCCCACAAGAAGCUUUGAAACAAACUACUCUUCUAAAGUGGCAGGGUACUUCAGUGCGUAGAGUGUGGGACCUGCUGACAGCUUUCACUUCCGUCACGGCCAUGCGGUGAUUCAGCCAGAAGCUGUGGAGGACUGCAGUGAAGAAGUGGCACUGUCUGUAACACGUGUCUCGCCGUUAGAGGUGAAUUCAUCGCGACACACUUGUCGACUGCCGCUCUUAGUAAACUGUGCACACGUCUCGUUUAUACGAAACAUGUCAGUGCUGUAAAAUGCUGCUUUUGUGUGAAAUUUGAGAGCACACUCAUUGUUGGCAUAGCACAGAGAGCUGCACACACCUGGCCUUCCAACUUGUUUGGUCAAGUAAGCAUACUCGGCCAGUGCACUUGUAGUGGCCAACGUACAAAGCAAUAAGAGUGAUUAGCUAGCUGAAAUUACCAUGCAAUACACAGGGACCGCAGAUCUUUUGUGGAUACGACGUGCAGGGAAUAUUUGUGGGAAAAGCCUCCCAAGCAGCCACUUGAUGCCAACUUAAUCCCUGCUUUUCUGUGCUGCAUCAAUCGCUCGUCCUGCCUCGAGUUCAAGUUUGUUGAGCCUGAUAAUUCUCCAUUACGCCGACGACGCCGCACUUGUCUUGCCGAUGUUGCCUAGCAAUUCUACGAUACAUAUCCACACCGCUGCGUAUGUGACGACCACGCAACGGGAAAGCCUCUGGAGUGCUCUCGAAGGGCUCGCACGUGCUACGCCUUCUAGCAAUGAGCUCUCACUCAAAAGAAAGCUCUGUGACGACAGUUGCUGGUAACGAAAACGAGGUGUUGACAAAAGGACACGUGCUGCAAUUACUGUACACUAUUUGAUUUGGCAUAUAUUGCUGGUGGGAGUACCUGAAAAGAAAGCCUGCACGGGUAGUAGCUGCAUGUUUGCUCGCUUUGUGUGGUCACGGUUUCCAGCAGCUGAAAUUUCAUUGAUUGUGCAACCUGCACGCCUUGCAAUAGCUUUGACUCGCAUACCGCAACAUGCAUCGAAUACUGCGUUGUCAUCCUUGCUGCACGAAUUCAACGAUCCCAGCUAUGAGCAAGUGAUUAAGUACUAGCCACACUUGUGAGAUCUGAGUCUUCAACCAUUGUCCUGUAGCAAAAGGAAGAGCUCCUGUCUUUUAUGCAGUCAACUUAAGCUGUCAACUUGAAGCAAGUUCUACUUCUUCCACUGCUUUCGCAUGGAGGCUCCAUCCUGUAUAGAUUCUUCCAGAGUUUUCAUAAAUGCACUUUAUCUUCAGCCUUUUCCUCGUAACAUCCCAGAAAGUAUAUAGGCGAGAUCUCCAGAUGUCCAAAUCUGCAUUGCAAAUUGUGCAUCUCUCCCUGUUUUGCACGAGGCAACCACUCAAUCUUGGCACCACAAGUGUGCCAUUACAUUGCAUACAUUAAUUACAAACCGUGGUUCCUUAGCACUUAAAUGCUUAUAGCAGUAAAAUACUAUUUACAGUGGGGCCGCUACAAGUAUUAUUCUAUUGUACGAAAUAAGGCCAAGUUGAUGGCACGCUCGGUUGUGCAUCAGCGAUGUGACUGAAAUUUGUUGAAAUAGUAUGACAGACGAUGCUAGUGAAAGGCACCUUUCAGCAUGUCGGGGACUAGGACAGUAGGUGAUCCAGAGAGGCGAACCAAGUGAUGAAUGUCUUGGGGUAGCUGCAUUUUGUAGCGCUUGUGAAGCACUUAAUUGUGUAUUCUUCUUUGCUUUGAGUUGUUUUUUGAAAUUGGAAUAGCUUUAUUCACAGCAGUAUAAACAAUGUUGUGGCAGACUGCACACGUUUAUUCAGUUGUGGGUAGAUCACUGAUAUUUACUGAAAAAGUUGCAUUGAUUGUACAGAUAGCCAGUACCAGUCAAACUGAAAAUAUAGAAUCAAUCCUUCUUGCACAAAUUGGGUACUAGAAAUCCAGGUUGUUUGAGCACAUGCUUGAAGAAAAUGCUAAUUUAUUAUCCAGUGUGUGGUAUUAUAACAGGUUAAUCUCUGAUCAGCUGUCGUCAUAAAUAUUAAAACAGACUUUGACAAAACAUGCACUUUAACUACCGAGGUAUGCUACUUUAAAAGCCAUAAGCACACUCUGUAUGGGCUGUGAAUGUUCACAAGUGUGGGCUGGAUCAAGGCCCAUUGCAGUGAGACCUUCCAGCUGUGGCUUGGGGUAGUUGGUAUAACUGUGUUGAGCCUCUGUGCUUCACUAGCACCUGGAUGGCUGAACUUGAAUGGCCUCGAGCGUGUGUACCCUUAAUUUGUACAAGGACAAUCCAUUUGGUGGGCUGCCUCUGCAUGUCCUAGUGCAGUUUUCGCAUAUUUAUUCUCUUUGUGGCUUGCUUGUCUCUCGUGUGUGUGUGUGCAUGGAUUUGCUGCCGAAUUUUGCCUCCUGCCACAUCUAGCGGCAGACAAGUGCAAUGCAGAUGGGACACCUUUUACGAGCACUAUUUACUCAACAGUGGAGGUUGCACGUCUCAACACUGGUGCAGGCCUCAAGCCAGUUGUGCGUGCUGCAUUUGCACUGAAAUUUUACAAAGCAGUGAAAGCAUAGAUGAGGAACACAUUUUAGUUUGGCUGUAGCUUGUUUGUGCUUCACUACUCUUUAGGGACUUUGUAGAUGAAGACAAAAUUUGAGCAAAUUUCUGUGCCCAACCCAUAGGGCUUACCAACACUGUUUCUGUUUGUGUUCAAUGAUUGGGAGCAAGAAGAUGGGUUGAUUGGCAAGCGCUGUGCUUUGACCUCUGCCCAAUUGCUGCAUUGGUACACCUUGCAGUGACUUCAUCUUCACAGUGCACAUGUUUUUCUUCUUAAGCUUCAGUGUACAUAUAUACAUACGUAUAGUUAUAUAUUCUAGAUAUACAUAUGUGUCAUAGCACUUGAGCAUUCUUGCUGGCAGUUUAGCGUGACUUACUCAAAGACUGUGGCCAUGCAAUACGUGUUUCCUGAGCCCACCCUGAAACUUGUCACAAGCAGGCAACAACCUCUGCCCACUGAGAGUAGGCAGCACGAAUGGUGCAGUGGUGACUGAACAGGGGGUGCAUGGUUCCCAGAUAAGCUGCUGCUGCAUUCCUUGCCUUGAGAAGGACCCGCUGCUUGUAGCUGGUACAUCAACAAUAAUCGCCAAUCUACCUUCAGUGGGGCAACACAACUUGCAAAAGUACAUGUUUUAUCACCACUGGUAACAAGUGCAAUUUGUGACCACCAAGGGGUUUGACAGUUCUGUGCACAAGCUGCCAACAGGAGAUAGAAAGCCGGCUUUGUCGGAAUAAUUUCGUGCAUUUUGUGUUAGCUCUGACUUGACUGAGUGCUUUGCAGAAGCGCUACCACAUUGUACUGGUGUGGUAUUAGUGUGCUAGUUUAUUUGCUUUUCAAUAUACUGUCAUGCCCAAAUGAAACAAAUUAUGGUCUGUGCUUUUCACAUUUGCAAAUGUGUGGAGAGAUUCAUUCAUUCAGUCAAUUUUGGAACUUGACCACAUUUGGAAUCCGGUGAUGUUUUGCUUCAAGCAAUUUAGCAUAACAGAUGUUUAGCUUUCUUGCUGUUUGAUGUGACGUUACAUUGUCUGUGAUUAUAAAAAUUCUGAAGCAUCUGUCCCUGCAAAUAUGUCAAACUUUAAGCUGCGACCAUUCAUUGCUGCCUCAGGUGUGUAGUGACAUGCCUUGGAAGUUCUGGUUUUAAUGUCACUUUCCGGAAAGGCAGCAAGAUUCCCUCAUGCCCUUCUGGUGUCCUUGGGUCACAAUAAUCGGAGCUACACACAUGACUUACAGCCACGAAUUUUCAUGCAGCAGUGUUAAUAGUACGGCAGUAGCAAUACCUCGUGGCUCAGCAAGUCUUGCCACAUGGCUGCUUGCUGCCACACUGAUGGCAACAGGUGGUGUUGAUAUACCUGUGGAUAACACGAAAAACAUGGGACAGAUAAAAGCACAAUGCUAACACUUGAAAGAAAUUGUGUGUGUUGCUCUCCUUGUCAUCUUUGCUUUCAUUGUUACUUUGUGCAUACACAAAUUUGUUCAUUAGCAUGUACAAGCUAAUCCAGCAUUAUGCUCUUAACACAAGAAAACCUACUAGAUGUGGUGUUACAUUGUCUAAGAUUAUGAAAAUGCUGAAGCAUCUGGCCUUGAAAAUAAGUCACUCCUUAAGUUGCAAGCAUUCGUUGCUGCUUCAGGUGUGGAGCAACGUGCCUCGAAAGUGACAUUGCUGUCCGUAUGUUUAGACGAGGAUCAUGUCGCUAUACCUAUAUAAGAACGAGGGGGUCGCAAGAUAUCUACGCAUCAUUUGUUCAUUCCUUUUGUCCGUCCCAUGCUGUUAACAAGGAUGCACACAGUAGUAAUGCCUGGUAGUGCAUGCAUUGCGGCUAUUCAAUCUGGUAUCGGCUCGUGUUUGCAGAUGUGUGUUGCACCUGUGAGCGUUGUUCAGCCUGCACAUAUGCCAGAAUUGGUGCAAGUAGUCGAAGACUGUCUCCAGAGCAGUGCUUUCAUCUGCGUCACGUGUGUCUGCCCGGCCAGCCUAGCUCUUAACUUGUGCCUGUGGGCUGCAUGUAUCAAAACCAGCGUAACAAAAUGACCCUGUGUAUAGCACCUCCACCUAGAUUUGUACAUACUGAUCAAUGCCAGCUUCGCUGCAUAGGAUUCAUAAAGGGUUGGGGCCUAUUUUGUGCCACUUUUGAAGUGUCUGUGCACAUUCCGACAACGCUGGUUCAAGGCUGGACAAUUGCACAGUCUGAUGACACCAGUGUUUUCAACCCUACUGCCAUUUGUGAUGGACUGCUGGGUGUCAGAUGGGCUUUUGGUUCUAUUUACUCCGGACAUACAUUAGAAUUUUUUUUGUGCCCUUAUAAGCUUGCAAUUGAAUGGUGCUCAUUGACAUAAAACAUUGAAACUUGUUUUCGUUA